Messenger RNA from Equus quagga, 1256 nucleotides. It is a transcript of the gene EFNA4, whose product is annotated as ephrin A4. The record is from RefSeq and is a predicted model, not a curated record. Gene Ontology annotation, cellular component: plasma membrane. Gene Ontology annotation, biological process: ephrin receptor signaling pathway; axon guidance. The transcript has 4 exons. Bases 64 to 678 code for a protein of 204 amino acids. NCBI's taxonomy places the organism in Eukaryota, Metazoa, Chordata, Mammalia, Perissodactyla, Equidae. Gene Ontology annotation, molecular function: ephrin receptor binding.
UCUCGCCGCGACUGCGAAGCGGGCCGGUACGGGCCGGACCAGAUCAGACCGACCCCGGGGGCGAUGCGGCUGCUGCCCCUGCUGCGGACUGUCCUCUGGGCCGCGUUCUUGGGCUCCUCUCUGCGAGGGGGCUCCGGCCUCCGCCACGCCGUCUACUGGAACUCCAGUAACCCCAGGCUGCUUCGAGGAGACGCCGUGGUGAAUCUGCACCUCAACGAUUACCUAGACAUCUUCUGCCCGCACUAUGAGGGUCCAGGGCCCCCCGAGGGCCCUGAGACGUUUGCUUUAUACAUGGUGGACCGGCCCGGCUACGAGGCCUGCCGGGCAGAGGGGGCAGGUGCCUUCAAGCGCUGGGUGUGCUCCUUCCCCUUCGCUCCCUUUGGCCCUGUUCCGUUCUCGGAGAAGAUUCAGCGCUUCACGCCCUUCUCCCUUGGCUUCGAGUUCUUGCCUGGAGAGACCUACUACUACAUCUCAGUGCCAGCUCCGGAGAGUUCUGGCCAGUGCUUGAGGCUCCAGGUGUCUGUCUGCUGCAAGGAGAGCAAGUCCGAGUCAGCCCAUCCUGUUGGGAGCCCUGGAGAGAGUGGCACAUCAGGGUGGCAAGGGGGGGGCACUCCCAGCCCCCUCUGUCUCUUGCUGCUGCUGCUGCUCCCAAUUCUGCGUCUCCUGCGAGUUCUCUGAGCCAAGCCGACCCUUCCUGCCACCUCCAGGAGCCAGAGCCCUUCCAAGAUUCCCUGGAGGAGGGACCCCUGCUACCUGACCUGGGAUUGCCAAGCCAGACAGACAAGAUGGAAGAGUGAUGGGGGCAGUCAGAGGGUCUGAGGUGACCCUGAGAGAUACCGACUCCCUCCUCACAGGCUAAAGAGGAGCUGCAGGGGAGACAGCCCUGGGCUCUCUUGAGCAGAGGCAGGGCAAACAUAGGGUCUCUAUCAGCUGCUUUGAUGGUGUCAUGCCAUCCCCCAGGAAGACUGGGAUUUUGUGGGACUGAGUCCUUGAGCCUGCUGGGGGCCAAGGCCGAAGAUCUGGGGACAGGUCGACUGCUGGAUCAGAGCAAGGAAGAAGCCCAGGCCUGCUAUCUGUGCCCAGUGCCCAGUGGGCCUCUUCUCUGGGGUAGCACCUUGCCCUCCCCAGGGGGUCACUCACUUGUCUUCUGUGAAGAUGGACUUGCCAUGUGGUUGAAUUUCAUGCCAGUUUGUAUUUUUAUAAGUGUCUGGACCAAACCUUCAAUAAACCACCCAUCUUUUUGUUGUUCUCCCCAA